Messenger RNA from Setaria italica (foxtail millet), 1480 nucleotides. Its product is annotated as glutelin type-D 1. The transcript has 3 exons. NCBI's taxonomy places the organism in Eukaryota, Viridiplantae, Streptophyta, Magnoliopsida, Poales, Poaceae. The record is from RefSeq and is a predicted model, not a curated record. Gene Ontology annotation, molecular function: nutrient reservoir activity. The coding region runs from base 125 to 1201 and encodes 358 amino acids.
GUCUGGCCGCUAUAAAUAACCACCCCUCCCCGUCGCCCUCCUCACACCAAAACCCCGAUCACAACCUCUUCCCCUCGAUCGCCCUUUUUUCCCGAACCUUCUCGAAGCGAAGCUCGUCGGCGCGAUGGCGGUGGAUCUGACCCCGAGGCAGCCCAAGAAGGCGUACGGCGGCGAGGGCGGCGCCUACUACGAGUGGAGCCCCGCUGACCUGCCCAUGCUCGGCGUCGCCUCCAUCGGCGCGGCAAAGCUCUCGCUCGCCGCUGGCGGCCUCUCGCUCCCCAGCUACUCCGACUCCGCCAAGGUCGCCUACGUCCUCCAAGGCAAGGGUACCUGCGGCAUUGUGCUGCCUGAGGCGACCAAGGAGAAGAUCGUCGGCGUGAAGGAGGGUGACGCCCUGGCGCUCCCCUUCGGCGUGGUCACCUGGUGGCACAACGCCCCCGACGCCACCACUGAGCUCAUCGUCCUCUUCCUCGGUGACACCUCCAAGGGCCACAAGGCCGGGCAAUUCACUAACUUCCAGCUGACUGGCGCCAACGGCAUCUUCACCGGCUUCUCCACCGAGUUCGUGGGCCGCGCCUGGGACCUCGCCCAGGACGACGCCGCGAAGCUCGUCUCCAGCCAGCCCGCCUCGGGUAUCGUCAAGCUCGGCGCCGGCCAGAAGCUCCCCGCCCCCUCGGCGCAGGACCGCGAGGGCAUGGCCCUCAACUGCUUGGAGGCGCCGCUGGACGUGGACAUCAAGAACGGCGGCCGCGUGGUGGUGCUCAACACGCAGAACCUGCCGCUUGUGAAGGAGGUCGGGCUAGGCGCCGACCUUGUCCGCAUCGACGCCCACUCCAUGUGCUCGCCGGGGUUCUCGUGCGACUCGGCGUACCAGGUGACGUACAUCGUCCGCGGCAGCGGGCGCGUGCAGGUCGUUGGCACCGACGGCAAGCGCGUCCUGGAGACCCAAGUCGAGGGCGGCUACCUCUUCAUCGUGCCCCGCUUCUUCGUCGUCUCCAAGAUCGCUGACGCCUCUGGCUUGGAGUGGUUCUCCAUCAUCACCACCCCCAACCCGAUCUUCAGCCACCUGGCGGGGAAGACAUCGGUGUGGAAGGCGAUCUCGCCAGAGGUGCUGGAGGCUUCGUUCAACACGACGCCGAAGAUGGAGAAGCUGUUCCGGUCCAAGAGGCUGGACUCGGAGAUCUUCUUCGCCCCCAACUGAGGAGGACGCCAGCAAGCAGUGCCGCCCCGAUCCACCAGCGGUCUCGGUGUCAUCUCGUCGACGGUCGUCGUUUAGCUUAGCUCGAUUAAUAAUAAGAGAUAGUAGUGGUGGCUAAACGAGAGUCUGUCGGUGGCGGCUUGCUUCGUCGGUCAGUGUCAGUCAGCAGUCUUUGGCGUCGUCAGGAGGAGAGAGCUUUGAGCGCUCUGCGUCCGGUUGGUGAAACUUGCGAGAUGAAUACAGUCUCAGGCUUAUUUUCUUGAGAUGAUGGUCGCAUUGUCG